Molecule: messenger RNA, 718 nt
Organism: Drosophila takahashii
Lineage: Eukaryota; Metazoa; Arthropoda; Insecta; Diptera; Drosophilidae
Gene: Sgt1
Product: suppressor of G2 allele of skp1
Molecular function (GO): protein-folding chaperone binding
Source: RefSeq, a predicted model, not a curated record
AUGUCCGUGCGCCACGACUGGUACCAGUCCGAGACCAAGGUGGUCAUCACCGUGCUCCUGAAGAACGCCGCCGACAAGAACUAUGCGGUGGAGAUUUCCCAGAACCGCGUCCACAUGACCGCCGAUGGCUAUGAGUUGGAUCUGAAGCUGCUCCAUCCCAUCGUCGUGGAGCGGUCCUCGCACAAGGCAUUCCCCUCCAAGGUGGAGAUCACGCUGGCCAAGGAGACGGGCGUUCGCUGGGAGAAUCUCGAGGAGAAGAGCGUGGUCGUGGCCGCUGCUCCCGUUAAACCCAAAACCAAGAACUGGGAUCAGCUGGUCAGCGAGGAGGAGAAGAUCGACGAGAAGGAGGCCAAGGGCGAGACGGCCCUCAACAACCUGUUCAAGAAGAUCUACAGCACCUCCUCGCCGGAGGUCCAGAAGGCCAUGAACAAGUCCUUCUCGGAAUCCGGAGGCACCGUCCUCAGCACCAACUGGAGCGAGGUGGGCAAGGAGAAGGUCACCGUGAAGCCACCGGACGGAACCGAGUUCCGCGAGUGGGAGAAGUAGGGAGUGGAGUGCCCCUACCCCUGUAUUUAUAAAGUCCACAAGAGAGAGAUUAAAAGAGAAACACUAAUAUGUAUAUUUUUACGCAUGGAUCGGCCAGCAACCAAGAACAAACGUUACAAACAAACAGAAACUAACAAGAAUUGUUUUGAAUAAAUUUGAUUUAAGCAUUGCA